Messenger RNA from Psilocybe cubensis, 744 nucleotides. RefSeq lists its product as uncharacterized. Lineage: Eukaryota; Fungi; Basidiomycota; Agaricomycetes; Agaricales; Agrocybaceae. The transcript is spliced from 2 exons. The coding region runs from base 1 to 744 and encodes 247 amino acids. The record is from RefSeq and is a predicted model, not a curated record.
AUGAGCAACUCUCAACGCAACGGACAUACUCAACCACCAGGCCACGUAGAUCAGACGGAGCGAGCCACAGAGCACGUUCUAGACAAACACUCGGUGAAAAAAUUUCUAAAAUUACUCGUCGAAGGCAAAACCAAGAACGAUGAGGUUUUCACAUUAUCUCCCAGGAAAAAUAUCGUCGCAAUACACCGCAAGCCGACCACGCCUGAUGAUCAUCAGACCGAAUUCUUCUGUAUGCAGAGUCCUAAUAACAACUGUGAUGAACUGGUUGAGAUGAUAGAGAAACACGCACCUGCCAGCAGCAUGCGUCGUAUCGUCCUGCUCUACCAGCCAGUUAUCCCGCAAAUCAAGGAUGGACAAUACACCAUACAGGAGAUUGAACAUUCACAGCUGCACGCGCAAUCAUACGUUUCCGGGAACGCCAGCUUCGUCAAAAGCGUUAUCAUUCCGUACUUGCCCCGUUUGGAACAUAUAGUGGACUUCACGCUCUCAGAUAGUGACAUGGCAGAGUUCCGGAAGCUCACUGUCGAAUCAGUACGCGGUAAAGUGAUCAACCUUUAUGCGAAACUUGAAGAUACAUGGGAAUCGGACUAUCAAUCGUUCGAACUAUGGUUCGAGGGAUACACCUUUGCCUUGAACGGAAUGGGCAUACAGAAUUUACCUUGCAGGGUAAGCGAGGGAAGCGAGGGAAGUGCAGGGGACGUGCAGGGGACGUGCGCGGAAGUACAUAUUAAACAUUGCAAAUAA